AUUCAUUUUCGCUCAGAGGUAGUGUUGAGCUCACAGCUGUUGGUUGGAUCUGGUCUUGGAAAGCUAUUAAGUUUACAAAUUAAUUUGUUAUUACAAUGUCGCACAUCAAGAAAUUAAUACCAAACACAGUGAAUCCAGAUCUUCAGAAAGAACGCACGGGAGCCGAGUUCGAUGUGGAGGAGUUUGCAGCCUGGUGGCAGGGUGGUCAGGACAAGCUAAAGACCAAACGCGAAAUUGAGAAGGCCAUCUUCAGUGAUCUGGAGGAUGGCUAUGGCCUGGACCAUGAGUACAUGUCCCACGAGGAAGUCUACAAUUCGAGUGUGAAGAAGGUGGCUGAGGCUGCUACCAAACUGAAGGCACUGCAGAACAAACUAAAUCCCGGAGGCAACGAUAUCUGGCCCGGAGUGCUGUUCAGUGUACAGAGCCAUGGACUCUUUCCGGCCAAUCAUCCGGUGUCCACUCACAUCACCAUGUUCGUGGAUGUGAUCAAGGGACAGGGAACCCCCGAACAGGUGGAGAAGUGGGGCAAGGCGGCGGAGAACUGCAACAUUAUUGGCACCUAUGCCCAGACGGAGCUGGCCCAUGGAACCAAUGUCCGUGGGAUUGCCACACGGGCGGACUUUGAUCCCCAAACGGAUGAGUUUGUGCUGAAUACGCCGAACUUGGAGGCUUACAAGUGGUGGCCUGGCGGCUUGGGACAUACUGCCAAUCAUGCCAUGGUGGUGGCUCAGUUGUAUAUUGCUGAUGCUCAUCAUGGUGUACAAAUGUUCAUUGUGCCGGUGCGAGAUGCCGAGACGCAUAUGCCACUGCCGGGAAUCGAUAUUGGUGAGGUUGGCAAGAAACUCGGCAUGGUGUCCGUGAAUCAGGGCUUCCUGGGACUGAACCAAGUUCGCAUUCCGCGCACCAACAUGCUGAUGAAGUUCGCCAAGGUGGAGCGAGAUGGCACCUUCAAAGCCAGUCCGGCAUCGAGACUUAACUACCUGACCAUGGUCUUCACCCGCUGCCUGAUUGUCAAUCUGAACUCCACGCUGCUUUUGGAGGCGGCCACCAUUGCCACCCGGUACUCGGCUGUUCGGCGGCAGAGUCCCAUCGAACCCAACCAACCCGAGCCGCAGAUCAUGGAUCAUGUUACCCAGCGUCUGAAGCUCUUCCCCGAGAUCGCUAGCGGAAUGGCCUAUCACCUGGCCGCCGAGUAUAUGUGGGAGAUAUAUGCCCAGACGGUGCAGGAGGCCAACAAUGGCAAGUUCGAUCGUCUGCCCGACAUGCACAUCCUGUCCUGCGCCCUGAAGGUUCUUUGCACCACAGACGGCUGUGCCGGCAUUGAGCGACUGCGGCUCUCAACUGGAGGACAUGGUUACCUCACGGCAGCAAACUUGAGCAAUAUCUAUGGAAACGCUGUGGCUGCAUACACCUACGAGGGCGAGAACACAGUGCUACUUCUCCAGAUUGGACGUGCUUUGGUCAAGGCCUGGGCCUCUUUUGUGGAAAAGAAACCGGUGUCCGCAUCGUACAGCUACUUUGCCAGCUCCAUGCAGCUAAAAGAGUUCCCCAAGUGGGACAACUCCUGGCAGUGCAUUAUCAAGGCGUUGCAGUACACGGCAGCACAGAAAACCCGCAUUGCCUUCGAGAACUUGGCGGAACGCAUGGCCAGCGGUCAAUCUCAGGGUGUGGCGGCUAAUAACACGGGCAUUGAGCUUGUUCGUGCUGCUGAGCUUCAUGGCCGACAGUUUGUGUGCCAGACAUUCCUAGAGCAAAUCACAGGUGCCAAGGCCCAAAAGCGUUCCCCGGCUCUCAACAAAGUUUUGGAGAAUGUCCUCGAACUGUUCCUGGUCCAGACUGUGCUCAAUAACCUCAACGAUAUUUUGAGAUUCAUUAGCCUCAGCGAUGAGGAUUUGAGGUCGCUGCAAAAACGCCUGGAGAUUUCGUUGGAGAAGUUCCGACCUAACGCGGUGGCCAUAUGCGAUGGCUUUGGGUUCCACGACCGUGUUCUCAACUCUGUUUUGGGCAGCUACGAUGGCAAUGUUUAUCCAAGACUCUUCGAUUCGGCCAAGCGCAGCACCAUGAACCAAAAGCCCGUUCAAAAAUCCUUUGAGACUUACCUGAAGCCCCUAAUGAAAGCUAAUCUGUAAAGCAAACACGACCAAGUCAUGUGGAUAUAAAACUAAUACAGAAAAGAAAUCGA
Messenger RNA from Drosophila elegans, 2182 nucleotides. RefSeq names its product probable peroxisomal acyl-coenzyme A oxidase 1 (gene Acox57D-d). Gene Ontology annotation, cellular component: peroxisome. Gene Ontology annotation, biological process: lipid homeostasis; fatty acid beta-oxidation using acyl-CoA oxidase. Bases 96 to 2129 code for a protein of 677 amino acids. The record is from RefSeq and is a predicted model, not a curated record. NCBI's taxonomy places the organism in Eukaryota, Metazoa, Arthropoda, Insecta, Diptera, Drosophilidae. Gene Ontology annotation, molecular function: FAD binding; acyl-CoA oxidase activity; fatty acid binding. The transcript has 8 exons.